CUUGAGAGGAUUAUCAAGUUGAAAUUAAAGUGGCAAGGAUCACUGAUGGAGAACGUGUCCUUUACCAAAAUGACGGCAGAAGUAGUUACUCCUAUUUGCAGCGGCAUUGAAUGCCAUAAAGACGCUAAAAAGCUUCAAUGCCCUAAAUGCCUCAACCAGGGCCUUCAUUCUUAUUUUUGUGGUCAAGAAUGUUUUAAGAGAAGUUGGCCCAUCCAUAAGCAGCUUCACAUUCCUCCACAGGCAAAGAAGAAUGAGGACGGUACUUAUGAUCCGUUCCCAAACUUCUCCUACACGGGUUCUUUGCGUGCAGUAUACCCACUCUCUCCCAUGCGCAAGAUCCCUGAACAUAUUCAAAAGCCCGACUAUGCUGUUACUGGUACUUCACCCAGUGAGCAGUUGGAAGCUCGCAGUUUCAAGAUCAAGCGACUCAAUCCUCAAGAGAUUGAAAGCAUGCGGACAGUCUGCCGCUUGGGACGUGAGGUUUUGGACGCUGCUGCCGCUGCCGUUCGUCCUGGUGUUACUACGGAUGAGCUGGAUGCAAUUGUGCAUCAAGCUUGUAUUGAGCGCGAGUGCUACCCUAGCCCUUUGAACUACUAUCACUUUCCCAAGAGCGUCUGUACCUCUGUGAACGAAAUUAUUUGUCAUGGUAUUCCUGAUAAGCGCCCUCUCCAAGACGGUGACAUCGUCAACCUGGAUGUCUCUGUUUUCCAUAAGGGAUUUCACGCUGACUUGAACGAAACUUACUACGUUGGUGACAAGGCCAAGGCUAAUCCUAAGCUUGUUUGUCUCGUGGAAACGACCCGUGAAGCUUUAAACGCUGCUAUCGCCGCAGUGAAGCCCGGAAUGUUGUUCAAGGAUAUUGGUAACAUCAUUGAAAAGUACGCCAAAUCGGUGAAGAGCCACGAAUUGUCGGUCAUCCGCACCUACUGUGGUCAUGGUGUUAACCAACUCUUCCAUUGUGCUCCUACCAUUCCUCAUUACGCGAAAAACAGAUGUCCUGGUGUUAUGCGUCCCGGUAUGACAUUUACCAUUGAACCCAUGCUCUCUCUUGGCAGUGCCCGAGACGUUUCUUGGCCCGAUGAUUGGACUGCAGCAACGCUUUCUGGUGAUGCUUCUGCUCAAUUUGAGCACACACUUUUGGUUACGGAAGACGGUUGUGAAGUUCUUACUGCUAGACUUCCCACUUCUCCCGGCGGACCUGCUCCCAAGAAGUAAUUUCCAAAUGAUAAGAAAUGCAAAAAUUUUUAUUAGAACUUGGUAACAAUAAAUAUUUCUAUGGGUGCAACCAGUAAUCCGUAAAUUUUGGAUAUGAAAUGAAUUUUUAGAGAUGCUUGACUUGAAUAUAGCUCCUCACGGG
Schizosaccharomyces japonicus yFS275 is the source of this 1357-nucleotide messenger RNA. Its product is annotated as methionine aminopeptidase Fma1. The transcript is spliced from 4 exons. Gene Ontology annotation, biological process: protein processing; proteolysis; negative regulation of gene expression. Bases 46 to 1215 code for a protein of 389 amino acids. Gene Ontology annotation, cellular component: cytoplasm; cytosolic ribosome. Lineage: Eukaryota; Fungi; Ascomycota; Schizosaccharomycetes; Schizosaccharomycetales; Schizosaccharomycetaceae. The record is from RefSeq and is a predicted model, not a curated record. Gene Ontology annotation, molecular function: zinc ion binding; initiator methionyl aminopeptidase activity; mRNA binding.